Molecule: messenger RNA, 1210 nt
Organism: Saccostrea echinata
Lineage: Eukaryota; Metazoa; Mollusca; Bivalvia; Ostreida; Ostreidae
Product: D-aminoacyl-tRNA deacylase 1-like
Exons: 5
Coding region: 33-578 (181 amino acids)
Biological process (GO): tRNA metabolic process
Cellular component (GO): cytoplasm
Molecular function (GO): D-tyrosyl-tRNA(Tyr) deacylase activity
Source: RefSeq, a predicted model, not a curated record
CCGGAAGUAAACUGAAAAAGGCAAUCGCUGCAAUGAAAGCGAUAAUUCAGAGAGUUACCCAAGCAAGUGUGACAGUUGGUGAAGAAACAAUUAGUUCCAUUGGGCAGGGGCUAUGUGUCUUGGUUGGCAUAGGCAGAAAUGAUUCAACAAAGGAACUGGAAUAUAUGGCAAGAAAGAUUUUGAACAUUCGUUUGUUUGAUGGGGAAGAUGGGAAGAGAUGGAAUAAGAGUGUGAUUGAUAAACAACUGGAGGUGCUGUGUGUCAGUCAGUUUACACUUUCUGCAAUUCUCAAAGGAAACAAACCUGACUUCCAUGAAGCUAUGGGUCCAGAUACUUCUGAAAAAGCAUAUCAAGACUUUCUACAGAUAAUGAGGAAUUCAUAUAAUCCAGAUAAAGUAAAAGACGGUAAAUUUGGAGCCUACAUGCAGGUACACAUACAGAAUGAUGGCCCAGUAACAAUACCUUUGGAAUCUCCAGACAAUCUAGUAGAGCCAAAAAAGAAGAAGACAGCCUUUGUAGCGCCAUCUGUCCAGUCACUCUCAAUAGCUCCAGAAGAGGGAGACAACUCUGGUUCUUGACAAAUGGAGCACUUUUUACAAUUAACUUUUAACUCUUUUUUGAUGCCAUGAAUCAAAAAGAUAUCUAUUAUUUUAGGGCUGGGUAUUGGCUUCAUGUUUCAUAUUGCAAUAUAUUGCAAUAUUUUUGACUGUAUUGUGAUAUGUAUUGCAAUAUUUUUAACGAAAAUUAAAAUGGCAUUUUCUUAUAUUAACUUCCAUUUAUGUGCAGAAUGUACAUAAGUAUGAUAAAUAACUAAAGUGAAAAAGUUCUUGUUGAUUUAAUUAUAGUUAUGCACUGAAAUAUAUCCAUACAACAGCUUUACUGUUGGGCAUGAUCACGAGUGUUUCUGCCAACUAAUGCUUUAUUAGAUGUUUUAAUUAUGUAUUAUUACAGAAAUCCCAAGUCCAAGCAUUUUGCUGGUAUAUUGAUACUACAAAAACAUAUUGCAAUACGAUUUUUUUUUUGUCAUCGUACUGCAAUAUACCGAAAUGUCGGUAUUAUUGCCCAGCCCUAUAUUAUUUGCUGUUUGUUGAUACCAUGUAUCAUUGGAUGUGCAAGUUUUUACUAAUAUCACAAUGUAUUGAUGGAUUGACUAUUUGGUGUUUUUUGUAGUGAAGUGAUCUCCAAAUAAAAAAUGUCCUUUUUUCAUAAA